GUUCCCGGCGCCACGGACGACGACGGAAGGCAGCUGCAGCAGUGGCAGAUCGCGGUGGUGGUCCCACCAAAUCAGCAGGGCGGUGGCUAUCCUCAAGGGGGAUAUCCUCCUCCUCAGGGCGGCUACCCACCCCAGGGUGGCUACCCAUCGCAGCCUGGACAAGGCGGCUAUCCCCAGCAGCCUGGUCAGCAACCCGGCCAGCAGCUAGGAGGCCAACAACCGGCUGACACUUCAGGCCAGUAUCCGCAGCAGCCCGGACAAGGUGGACAGUAUCCUCAGCAGCCAGGUCAAGGUGGACAGUAUCCUCAGCAGCCUGGCCAAGGCGGACAGUAUCCCCAACAGCCAGGUCAAGGCGGACAAUAUCCUCAGCAACCCGGCCAAGGCGGUCAAUAUCCUCAGCAACCCGGCCAAGGCGGUCAAUAUCCUCAGCAACCCGGCCAAGGCGGACAAUACCCUCCCCAAGGUGGCUAUCCUCCCCAGCAAGGUAGCUAUCCUCCUCAACAACCUCCUCCAGGCAACAUCUGGAUCCAGGUUCCUAUCCAAGGACAAGGUCCUCAGCAGCCCAGCUACCCUCCGCCUCAACAGCCCAGCUACCCCCCUCCUCAGCAGCCUAGCUACCCCCCUCCUCAGCAGCCUAGCUACCCCCCUCCUCAGCAGCCUAGCUAUCCUCCUCCUCAGCAGCCCAGCUAUCCCCCUCCCGAGCAGCCCAGCUACCCCCCUCCGCCGCCGCCCGCAGAGUACCCCGCCCCGCCCCCCGACAACGAGCUGCCCGCCGGCGACUCCGACUCGCCGUCGAUGGCGGCGCUGCGCAAGAUGUGCAAGAGCCCGCGCGGCCAGUUCCCCAGCGACAACUCCUGCAACCGCUUCGUCAACUGCUGGGACGACACCGUCGUCGAGCAGACCUGCCCGUCCGGGCUGUACUUCAGCGACGAGAAGGGCUACUGCGACUUCCCGCAUAACGUGGAGUGCGGGCAGCGCAGCCAAGACAAGCCGCAGCCUGUGAGUUCGGAGUGCCCCACGCCCUACGGAACCUACCGCAGCAACAUCAACUGCAGCGCCUUCGUCGUGUGCGACGGCGGCCGCGCCAUCAACUUCAACUGCCCACGUGGUCUCGACUUUAACGACUCUAUAACGCUGGAACAUCUUGCUACCACCGCAAGGUCUACAAGCUCAACAAGCAGUGCACAUCGGUAUCGUUCUGUCGCCGAGGAUACACCAACAUCAUCUCUUGCCCCAAUGGCUACGCUUUCGAUACUUACUACGGCCGCUGCCUGCCGUACGGCCGUGCACGAUGGCCGCGAUAUGGGAGGGGCAGCGGCGGGCGAGCUGGAUAAGGCAGAGGGCAAGGGGGAAGCGAAGGGGCAGGAUAGCCAGAGGGGACGG
Molecule: messenger RNA, 1383 nt
Organism: Gryllus bimaculatus (two-spotted cricket)
Lineage: Eukaryota; Metazoa; Arthropoda; Insecta; Orthoptera; Gryllidae
Source: the annotation of a GenBank genome assembly